Molecule: messenger RNA, 1316 nt
Organism: Seriola aureovittata
Lineage: Eukaryota; Metazoa; Chordata; Actinopteri; Carangiformes; Carangidae
Product: peroxiredoxin-like 2A
Exons: 5
Source: RefSeq, a predicted model, not a curated record
UCUGCAGACUUAAUGACGGCGUCGCUGAUCAAACGCAGCUGUAUUGAAUCGUCACUGAUCAGCGUCUCGGUCCAGAUGUAGGCGGAGUUUGGGGAAACGCUGAGAGGGAUUAAGAUCCGCUGGAAUUUAAAUGCGCUUUUGGAGGUGUUGUGGUCACAGAGCUGCGGCUGAGAACGGAGAGGGCGACAUGCAGUAAAUGAAAACGCACAAAGGAGACAUGGCAGUGGGACUCAUAGCCAACGCUGUGGCCACUGUUGGCUGCCUCAUUACUAAUGUAAUGAAUUUUCUCACUGAUAUGUUUCUGACUCCACCGCUGAAGGCCACGCUCAAACAUCUGGAGGAAACUGAACUCAAAACUUUGAAAGGAGAGAUAAAAACCCUGAAAGCCAGGUCUCUGUGGGAGAAGUCUGGAGCUGUCAUCAUGGCAGUGCGGAGGCCUGGAUGAUUUUUGUGCAGAGAGGAGGCUGCAGAGCUGUCCUCUCUGAAACCCCAGCUGGACGAGCUCGGUGUCCCUCUGUACGCUGUGGUGAAGGAGGACGUCGGCACCGAGGUCCAGAACUUCAGACCAUACUUCAAGGGGGAGAUCUUCUUGGAUGAGAAGAGGCGUUUUUAUGGACCCCGUGAGAGGAAGAUGGGUCUCCUGGCGUUCCUUCGCGUUGGGGUGUGGAUGAAUGGCCUGAGGGCCUUUAAGAAUGGCUUCAUAGGAAACGUUAUGGGGGAGGGCUUUGUCCUCGGUGGGGUCUUCGUUAUUGGACGAGGACAGCAGGGAAUACUUCUGGAGCACAGAGAGAUUGAGUUUGGGGAUAAAGUCAACAUUGUAGAUGUCAUCCAAGCUGUCAGAAGAAUGCCACAGGAACUUCUGGCUUUAGAGAAGAAAUAAUGAUCUGUAUUACUCACAAUACACACACAAAAAAAAACCUCAUAUCUCUAAAUCCCUGGCAAUCCAACAUCUUCUGGAGCACAAAAUUUAGAACUACAUAAGUGACACACAGUUGAACAAAUGAUUAUCUAAACAUUGAAAAAUGUUUUUUAAUUGCUGAGUAGAGAGGGUGUAUGAGAAACUGAUAUUCAUAAAUUGCACAUCAGGCUUGUGGGUUUGUUGGUGGUCUGGUCUUGGGGAACCCAGGAUGCAUUUUGGGGUAGGACUUUAUAAAGAGGCUCUGAGUGUGUUUAAUGACGGUCUGUCUUUAAAGUCGACAGAGGAAGCAGACCUGAUAUCUAACGCUCAAGUUCCUUUUAUAACUGUGAUACCGUUGUGUUAUCUUUGGAGCCAUAAGACUGCUGUAUGACUAAUAAACCAUUGCCUUUGUGUUCAA